UCUCGCACUAUAGAGGCUAGGAGGAACUUCGCUUUAAGGAAGAGACUCCCGGCCGAACGAUAAGCCUCUUGAUUGACAUUAUCUGUCGCGGACAGUUCGUACGCGCUAUAAAUGAGCCAGCUGCUGUGCUCGCUGGCUGCUUAUCAGUGUUGUGUUGCUCCGGGCAGCUUCGAUCCUGACCUGAGUACGGAAGAGCCCGAUUAUUCCGUGUCGAACAGUGCAGUGCAGUGGACGAACACCCUAAUUUUGAGCGCUUACCCGUAGAAGAUGGCGAAAAUUCGAACCACCGUUUUGCUGGUUGGUGUGGUGGCACUCUGUGCAGUGUCCAUCGCUUCACCGUUGGGCAAGGUGGCGGACUCCUCGUCGGAGGAGUCGGCCGAGACAGGCGAGAUGAUGCGAGAGCUGUCGGAAAUGUGUCGAAACAAUAGUGGCUCCGAUGCAGCCUUCCUUAAUCUGAUGGAUUCCUUCCAAAACACGAUGGUGUGCACAAUCUCCGCCAUCGAGCUGGAUAGUUUUAUGGCGGACGCCGAAAACCUUUCGAACGAAACGCGUACAACGUUUUUCCCGCGCUACUGUCCCCAGCUACGUACGGCUUACUCGUGCAUCGAUAAGUUGGUGGCCGAUUUCCGCCCAUGUCUUGAGGCUGAUGACUAUGUCAUCGUGAAGGCUCUCGCCGGUAUACUGCCCGAUGCAGUGGAGCUGAUGUGCAAGAACGAUGGUGAAAUUUUGUUCAAGUUUGAUGAGCCAAAGUAUUCCGAAUGCUUUGAGAAGAUUUCUGACAGUUUCGAUGAAUGUCUUAACUUCCUCAACGGCACCGAUACCGACGACUGGGAUAUCUCGCACUUGACGCGUGAUCAGUGCGGUGAACUCACCGGCUUCCGGGCGUGCGUGAAGAGUAAGAUGGACAUUUGCAAGGCACCGGACCUAAUCGACGUGUACGAUCUGUUCCACAACACGCUGUUCCGCAUGACACCGUGCCGUAAUUACGUAGAAAUUGAAAAGGCCAUUCAAGUCAUUGAUAACAACGAUCUCAACGCGAUCUAGUGGCCGAUCGAGGGGUCACGAGCUGUCUUGUGACGGUUGUCUAGUGUUAGGUGUGCCUUUCUACGCAGUAGCCUUGGCAAAGCACUAAAUUUGCAAUAAAUCUGCACUAUC
Messenger RNA from Anopheles stephensi (Asian malaria mosquito), 1155 nucleotides. RefSeq names its product 27 kDa hemolymph protein-like. The coding region runs from base 268 to 1044 and encodes 258 amino acids. The transcript is spliced from 7 exons. Lineage: Eukaryota; Metazoa; Arthropoda; Insecta; Diptera; Culicidae. The record is from RefSeq and is a predicted model, not a curated record.